AUGCGGAGGACCAAUAACAUAGGCGUUUUGGCCCUGGGCCUGGCGUCCUCCAUCCAAGGAAUCUCAGCAGGUCCGACGUGGCCGUCCGCCUAUGAUGAGAUCGAGGACCUCAUGUUCCUGAACAACGGGUACAACGCCCGAGAGUUUCCUAUACUCCUGCAACCGUGUACCAUCGCCAAGGAGCCAGGUCACUCAAUCGCUGCGGGUCUCAUCCGGACCGCGUUCCACGACAUGGCCCCUCAUGAUGCCUCGACUGGAGUGGGAGGUGUCGACGCCUCGAUCGGCUUUGAGCUGGAUUCGAACAUCUACCCAACCAACACCGGCAUUGCCUUCAACAACACUCUGCACUUCUAUUCUCAGUUCUUCAGCAGCCGAGCCCCUAUGGCCGAUCUGAUCAAUGUCGGGCUCUAUCAGGCGGUGCGGGCAUGUGGUGGUCCGAUUGUGCCCGUGCGAGCUGGACGUGUCGACGCCACAGGUCCUGGUCCGGUUGGUGUUCCUCAACCAACCGAUCCCAUGCCGCAGAUGAUUGGAGAAUUCAGGCGCAUGGGGUUCAGCCCCGAGGAGAUGGUUGCGGUGGUUGCUUGUGGUCACAGCAUAGGUGGUGUCCAUUCUGAAGAGCAUCCCGACAUUGUGCCUCCGGGCAGCACGCCGCUCGGUGUCCAGGACUUGGAUUCGACCAACGCCACCUUCGACAACGCCGUUGUCACCGAGUAUCUCGAUGGCACAACCAGAAACCCUCUUGUCGUUGGCGCCAAUCCCAAGGCUUACUCUGACGGACGCAUCUUUGGUCUCAAUGACCGCCAGACGGUGUCUGGCUUGGCCGAUCCCUCUGCCUACGCCAAUGCUUGCUCGGGCAUUUUCGCAAAAAUGAUCAACACUGUCCCUGCUGGCGUGCAGUUGUCUGAUGUCAUUGCCCCCUAUGAGCUCAAGCCGUCGAACCUCCAGCUCAACGUUGCCGCCGACGGACAAAAUCUCCAGUUCACGGGAGAACUCCGCAUCCACACCAACAGUCUCCCAUCGUCUAGCAUCUCUAGCGUCCAAGUUGUCUACAAGGACCGGACUGGAGCAGCAAGCGAUGGGUACACCAUUCAGGCGUCAGCUUUGGGCGAUGCCAACGGUUUCGAUGACACAUUCACCUUCUACGGCUUUGACGGAACGAUCCCAGCUUCGACCUCGAUUUCAUCCUUUACCGUUAUUGUCUCUCUCACCAGUGGCUCCACCCAGACCUUUGAUAACAACGGACAAGGCUACGCGAUCUCGGACAAGAUCUUUGCACAAACCUCGUACUCUUCCCUCGCUGCCACAGACGGCUCCGGCAACCAGCAAUUGACUGUUUACGCUGCUGCCCGCACUGGUGAGACCUACGAACCUGUCACCCUGUCGGUGGAUCUGAUCAACCCAAUCACGUACAACGACCUGCCCACCGUCAGCAGUGUCCCGACGCCCAUGACGAGCGUGUGCGCCGGCCAGUACUAUACCUUUUAUUCCGCCACGUUCGGCGUGCCCGCUGCUGGCGCCAACUUUACGAAAUACGACGUGAGCACGAGCUCCAACGGGGAGACAGUCUCGGACAGUUUCAAGAGCCUUGCCGGACUUCCCCUCACGGCCAGCGCGUCGCCGUCGUGUAGCGGCUCGUGGAACAAGAGGGCCGUCAACUUCAGCGCGUAA
Messenger RNA from Fonsecaea nubica, 1668 nucleotides. RefSeq lists its product as hypothetical. The record is from RefSeq and is a predicted model, not a curated record. Lineage: Eukaryota; Fungi; Ascomycota; Eurotiomycetes; Chaetothyriales; Herpotrichiellaceae. Gene Ontology annotation, biological process: response to reactive oxygen species; cellular response to oxidative stress; hydrogen peroxide catabolic process. The transcript is spliced from 2 exons. Gene Ontology annotation, molecular function: heme binding; peroxidase activity. The coding region runs from base 1 to 1668 and encodes 555 amino acids.